AUGGCCACUGCCGUUGAGGCAGCUGCUAUUAACCAGAGAGCUACUCCAACUCAGCCUGAUUGGUUCAAAACUUCGCCCGAUCUCUACACUGGGACUGUCGCGACCGGCGCUGCUCCUUUCCUUGCUGAGAUUAACCCCGCACCUUUUGGCGAUGCUACCUAUGCUCCUAAUGCUCCAUUGGAGACGUCGGAACCAAUUGAUGGUGCGAAGGGACAGAACAUCUUCCACCUCAUGGGUGAUCUGAGCCCUUAUUUCUCGCCAUCUGAGGGCUUCGGUGUCGAUGAGUACCCCCUGCCAAAGGGUGCUAAUAUCACGCAGAUGCACAUGCUUCAACGUCACGGUGCACGAUACCCCUCAUCGUCGGAGGGCCUGGACUCUUGGGGUGCUGGUAUCGUUAAUGCCACCGCUAAAGGAACUGUUUUCCAAGGCAAACUUGCUUUCUUGAACGACUGGUCAUACAAGCUGGGCAAGGAGAUUCUUGUUCCCCAAGGUCGUCAGGAACUGUUUGACGCCGGUGUCUUGAACUACUACAACUACGGCCAGCUGUAUGAUAACACUACCUCCAAGCUGGUGGUUCGUACCACUCUGCAGUCUCGGAUGCUUGAGAGCUGCGAGAAUUUCUUGGCUGGCUUCUUCGGUCUGAACUGGAGGGACCAUGCCAGCAUUUUGGCCACUAUUGACCCAGCUACCACUGGAGAGAUCACUUGCACCAAUGAAGCGACAACCAUGAUGCAGACAAUCCAAGUCCCUGUAGGUACUUGGAUGACCACUUAUCUCAAAGACCGCACUGCUGAGCUCAAGCGUCUGACGGGCAACUACAACUGGACUGUUACCGAUACAUACCACGCACAGGCUCUCUGCCCUUACGAGACUAUCAGUUUCGGUUACAGUGAAUUCUGCCAGCUGUUCGACUAUGAGGAUUGGGAGAACUUUGCGUAUCUCAUGGAUAUCGAGUUUGCUGGUCUUUCCGGCUUCCACAGCCCUACUGGUCGCGCCCAGGGUAUUGCCUGGGUUGAAGAGUUCCUGGCUCGCGUCGAGGGUCAUCUUCUUGACGUCCCAGCAGACAAAACUGGUGCUAACAUGACUCUCGACACCAACCCACUCACCUUCCCUCUUGACCAGAAGCUUUACCUGGAGUUCACCCAUGAUGCCAACAUCGUCUCGGUCUUGACUGCAUUCAGUUUGACCCAGUUUGCCGAUGCUCUCCCUCUCACUGGUCCCACCAAGAAGCAGCAGUUCCAUACCAGCCGAAUUGUUCCAUUCGCUGGACGUCUGAACAUUGAAAUCAUCUCGGCGCCGCACAAGGUUUCAACCAAGCGCUCAUCUAAAGCCACCAAGAAGGGUGACUAUAUUGCCGGCACCGCCCCGACCAAGUACGUUCAUUUCAUUCAGAACCAGCGCACCAUUCCACUGCACUCCAGCUUCGACGAGUGUGAAUAUCGCGAGGAUGGCUGGUGUGAGCUGUCAACCUUUUUGAAGGUCCAGAAGCAAAGCUUGGACAACGCUCAGUAUCAGUAUGCCUGCUUUGGCAACUGGACUAUGAAGAGCUGGGGUGCGGUUAACAACGGCGUGCCUGCGUAA
Molecule: messenger RNA, 1581 nt
Organism: Penicillium subrubescens
Lineage: Eukaryota; Fungi; Ascomycota; Eurotiomycetes; Eurotiales; Aspergillaceae
Product: histidine phosphatase family protein
Exons: 3
Coding region: 1-1581 (526 amino acids)
Molecular function (GO): acid phosphatase activity
Source: RefSeq, a predicted model, not a curated record